This is a messenger RNA of Botrytis sinoallii, 1260 nucleotides long. RefSeq lists its product as uncharacterized. Lineage: Eukaryota; Fungi; Ascomycota; Leotiomycetes; Helotiales; Sclerotiniaceae. The record is from RefSeq and is a predicted model, not a curated record. Bases 1 to 1260 code for a protein of 419 amino acids. The transcript has 10 exons.
AUGCGUUCAACCAAUGUUAUUCUCGCCAUUCUUUCCCUCUCUUCUACCAUCUCUGCGCUUGCGGCUCCGAGAUCUGCAGCUUUCGAUGCGGGAUUGAAUGUGUUUGAGAAGGAUUGCCAAUAUUCUGCUAUGGGAUCCGUCUGCCACAAAACAUCCCAUAUCAAUUGCUGCAAUGGAUUCUCCUGCGAAAUGAUGGAUAAUCCCAAUGGGGAUUAUGGUAUUUGUCGCGCGUCGAAUGAUCGACUAACCGGAUAUUUUAGAUGUGUGUCAUCCAAAAUCCGAAUCAAUUGCUGUUUUGGUCUCUACUGUGACAUGACCAAUAACCCCAAUGGCGAUUACGGAAAAUGUAAACCUUCGCAUGAGUCGAAUAAUCCACUCAAGAAAAUCGAAGAUGCGGAAAGAUGUUUGGAAUCGGGCUCAAUGCAUUGUAAUUUGCAAGGUGCACCACCAUGUUGCUCCGGGGCAAAAUGCAACAAGGUUGGAAGAUCGGAUAGCCCAAUGUUUAUGUGCGAAAAGGAAUCCGAUGAUCAAGAUAGUGAUGACAAGUGUUUGAAACCUGGUUCAAUGCAUUGCAACUACCUUGGCUCCCCAAAAUGUUGCAGCGGAUCAAAAUGCAACAAUAUUGGAAAGUCUGACAGUAACAUGUUUAUGUGCGAAAAGGAGUCUGAUGACGACGAUAAGAAACAAUGUUUAGUUCCUGGAGUUUGUAAGAAUGUCAGAGGUGAAAAUUUCAUGUGUGCAAAGGACUCUGAUGAUGAUGACGACGAUGUUUCAACUGUUCUCUCCCAAGAUCAACAACCAUUCCUCUCAUCAAAAGACAAAAAUGUCUUCGAAGAAGAUUGUGACAGGAACAUGUGUAUUGAAGGAGGCCAGAUGUGUCAUCGCCACAGACAAAACUCCAAGUGUCCACCUGCUCCAUGCUGUCCGGAUUUUCAAUGCGCAUACGACCCCACUGGAUGCUCACCUUUUGGAUGUAAGAAUCCCCAUCCUCCUUCAUUUAGCAGUAAAAUUGACAAGAAAAAGGUCCAUGUAAAAAAGAUCAACAUAAUAGCUGCUGCAAAGGUCAAAGUUGCACAGGAAGAGGAGCACUCUCGCCUAUACGCAUUGAAAGGGAUGUUCCAUGGGUUUGUUGAGAAAAUCGAGAAGAAAUAUUGUUUACCACAAGGAGAAUCAUGUAUGAUGCAACAUGAUAAAUGCUGUCAUGGAUUGAUGUGCCAUUCUGGAGAAUGCAUGGCCGACAAUGACGAACUGAAGAUUUGA